Molecule: messenger RNA, 2772 nt
Organism: Alligator sinensis (Chinese alligator)
Lineage: Eukaryota; Metazoa; Chordata; Crocodylia; Alligatoridae
Gene: TMC2
Product: transmembrane channel like 2
Exons: 20
Coding region: 1-2772 (923 amino acids)
Biological process (GO): detection of mechanical stimulus involved in sensory perception of sound; vestibular reflex
Cellular component (GO): plasma membrane
Molecular function (GO): mechanosensitive monoatomic ion channel activity
Source: RefSeq, a predicted model, not a curated record
AUGCGAAAGAAAGGGAAAUGCGCCUUAGAGGUCAUCAUGGAAAAUGUUGGAAUGGAGGUUGAUGGACAAGUGCAAAGUGACCCAGAAAGCGAAGAAGAUGAGGAGGAAGAGGAGACAAUCCAAAGGCCCUGCUCAAGGGAAGCAAUCAAGUCAAGCAGACAAGAGAAGAAUCAGCAAACUAGGGCAGUAGAUGAGAGUGAAGAGGAGGAUGAGAUUUUCCAAAGAAAAAGACUCACUAGAAAGACAAAUCACCGAGUGAAAAACAGUGGUGAGAAAAGUGAAUCGGAGAAAGCACCAAGUGGGAAGAGAGAGAGACACAGAAAAGCUGCUUCCAAGGGCCAAAAGGAGGCAGAAAAUAAGGAAAAGCAAGCAAACAAGAAAGUGAAGGAUAAGGAUAAGAAAAAGAAAAAAGGCAAUGGAGAGAGCUCUUCUUCCCCAUCUGCUUCCAACUCAUCUGAUGAAGAGUCUUUGUCAGAAGAAGAACUAGAAAGGCUCAAGGAGCAGGUAGAGGAAAAGAAAAAGCUGAUAUCCACCAUGAGGAACAAACCUUGGCGUAUGGCAAAGAAGUUAACAGUGCUCAGGGAGGCACAAGCUUUUGUAGAGAAGUUUGAAGGAGCCUUGGGAAAAGGGAAGGGCAAAAAAUUCUACGCAUAUAAGGUGAUGAUGGCAAAGAAAUGGGUGAAAUUUAAAAGAGAUUUUGACAAUUUUAAAACUCAGUGUAUACCCUGGGAAAUGAAGAUAAAAGAGGUGGAAAGUCACUUUGGCUCUUCAGUAGCAUCUUACUUUAUAUUUCUGCGAUGGAUGUAUGGGGUAAAUCUGGUCCUUUUUGGUUUAAUAUUUGGACUAGUUAUAAUUCCAGAGGUCUUGAUGGGAAUGCCUUAUGGAAGUAUGCCGAGAAAAACUGUACCCAGAGCUGAACAAGCAACAGCCAUGGAUUUUUCUGUCCUUUGGGAUUUUGAGGGGUAUAUCAAGUACUCUGCUCUUUUUUACGGCUACUACAACAACCAACGGACAAUUGGAUGGUUAAAAUACAGGCUUCCAAUGGCAUAUUUCAUGGUUGGAAUUAGUGUAUUUGGCUAUAGCUUGGUGGUUGUUAUAAGAACGAUGGCCCGCAAUGCCAAUGAAAGCACAGGUGAUGGGGAUGACACUGAUUUCAUUUUCAGCUGGAAAAUGUUCACUAGUUGGGACUACCUCAUUGGUAACCCAGAGACAGCUGACAACAAGUUUGCAUCUAUCACAACCAGCUUCAAGGAGUCUAUUGUGGAUGAGCAAGAAAGUAACAAGGAUGAGAAUAUUCAUUUGAGAAGAUUCCUUCGAGUUCUGGCGAAUGUGCUCAUCAUAUGUUGCUUAUGUGGAAGUGGUUACCUCAUUUAUUUUGUGGUGAAACGGUCUCAGACAUUUUCAAAAAUGCAAAACAUUGGGUGGUAUGAGAGAAACGAGGUUGAAAUUGUGAUGUCUUUGCUAGGAAUGUUUUGUCCUCCACUGUUUGAAACCAUUGCUGCUCUAGAGAAUUACCAUCCUCGCAUUGGACUGAAAUGGCAGCUGGGACGGAUCUUUGCUCUGUUUCUGGGGAACCUCUAUACCUUUUUACUGGCAUUAAUGGAUGAUGUCAAUGAAAAGCUAACUGAAGAAGAUGUAAUAAAGAACAUAACGCAUUGGACCCUGCUUAAUUACUAUAACUCAUCUGCAGUCAACAAUAGUACAUUUAGUCCACCUCCUAUUGACCCAGCAGAUGUGCCAAGAGGACCUUGCUGGGAAACAACUGUUGGCAUUGAGUUUGUGAGGCUCACUGUGUCUGACAUUCUGGUGACUUAUAUAACCAUCCUUGUGGGAGAUUUCCUCCGUGCUUGUUUUGUUAGAUUUAUGAACUACUGUUGGUGCUGGGAUCUGGAGGCAGGAUUUCCCUCUUAUGCUGAAUUUGAUAUCAGCGGCAAUGUGCUGGGCUUGAUCUUCAAUCAAGGAAUGAUCUGGAUGGGAUCCUUUUAUGCACCAGGGCUUGUUGGUAUAAAUGUGCUGCGUUUAUUAACUUCCAUGUAUUUUCAAUGCUGGGCUGUUAUGAGUAGCAAUGUUCCUCAUGAGCGUGUUUUUAAAGCAUCCAAAUCCAACAAUUUUUAUAUGGGACUCUUACUACUCAUCCUGUUCCUAAGCCUACUGCCUGUGGCCUACACCAUAAUGUCCCUCCCUCCUUCCUUUGACUGUGGACCAUUCAGUGGAAAGAAAAGAAUGUCUGAUGUAAUUCAAGAGACCAUUGAGCUUGAUUUCCCAGCUUUUGUAGCCAAGAUCUUCAGUUACGUGGCAAAUCCAGGACUGAUUAUACCUGCAAUUCUGCUUAUGGUUCUAGCCAUCUACUACCUGAAUGCAGUGGCUGAAGCAUAUCAACAUGCCAAUGCAGAACUGAAGAAGAAAAUGCAAGUGCAACGUGAAGAGGAGAAAAAUAAGAGGAACAACAAAGCUACCACUAACUUGGCAACGCAAGAUUUAGAGGACUUUCUCACGCCGAGCACAAAAAGUGGAGGUCAGUCCCAACCAACAGCAGAUACCAAAUCAGACUCUACUAAUAAAAACAGCCCAGGAGCUGAAGAAGGAAGUAUGGCAAAAAACAGCAAUGCAGCUUGCCCUGGAAGAGGAGCAACCAUGGUACCACCCCCUCAUGUGACAAUAACACAACCACCUAGACAAAGUAUAAAAGCAUCUUCCCCUGGCCGGGCAAGGUCUGGGACUUCUCCGCAGGGACUGCGCCCUGGAACAAGGAAGGGGCAGCCAUGCAAUUAA